UACAACUUCCUGCGUCUGUUCCUGUGUUGGUUUCUAUGGGUUUGCCAACACCUACAAGCGUAGGCAAAACUUCCUGUUCAAACGUCGACAGAUCAGAGUCAAAAAUAGAUUUUGAAGUAGUUAAAAGUCCAGCAUUUCAGUGUGAACACUUCAGACUCUAUCAGCUGUUGUAAGUCUUGGCAAGUACUUGUACUUUAUACACACUAUUAAAGUUUGCUGUUAUUGCAUUUUGUUGCACAUUUUCAGAACAUUUUGGCUGUUGUUGGAAAGACUUAAGUGAGUGCCUUUACGAUGGAUGGAUUUUUAGUCAAGGAUUCGUUGACCGUGCUGACACAAAACGGAGAGUGUCAAAUCCAGCUGUGCCUCGGGGACAUCACAAGGCUGAAACGCAAGGACAAAGUAGACGUCAUUCUCAUAUCAGCGUUCCGAGGGGACUACGCCCCUACCCCUACAUCCGUCAUCGGGGCGCUGUUGCGGAACCUCAAGAUCCACGUCCGGGAAUUGUCAAGAGACAAAGAGGAAGACUUGAGGAAACUCUACCACUGCUGGUGGUCCAAGCCGCUACCAGACGACAAACCCUACAACAGACUGAUGUGCUUCGAAACAAAUUUAUUUGGGUCUCGGCGCCCUCAGGAGUUGGUGGGCGAUGUUUUCCGUUGUCUGGUGCCCGUACUCAACAACCAAGAUGGCACUGUUAUUACACCUCUCCUCAAUACAGGGGACCAGGGUUUUGGCCGGGUGGUCAUGCUUGAAGGCAUGGUGGAAGCAGCCGUCAACUGGAUGAAAGCCGGCCUGCCACUGCGCAUGCUGAAGAUAGUGCUGUACUGCCAAGGCAAGGAUGACGAUGAGAUGGAGAGAAUUGCAACCAGAGACUUCCACAGGGUCUUGGAGAGUUUUGAGGAGCUGAAGGGACGCUACAUGAUGCAGGAUUUGACUCCCAAGGAAAUCACGAUAGAUUUUGACGUCUACCUCUCCUUCAGCAAGCACGACGCAAAGGUCGUUGACCUCAUAACAGACAAACUGCGCUCCAAUAAGUCGGACGUUCGCAUCUUCGACAGUCGCCAGGUGAUGAACGCGGACUCGGUCUGGCAGCAAGACAUGUAUGAGGUCAUGAUGCACAGUGCUAGGGUUAUCACAGUUUUGACACCCAACUACCUCCAGUGUACAGCCUGCGUAGAGCAAUACAACAUUGCAAUGUGCUGCUCCAGGAAGGCCAUGCGGAACAUGCUGGCACCGUUCUACAUCGAGGAGAGUACCUUACCCACGUACAUGACACAAGUGCAGUAUGUAGAUUGCAGAUCCAGUGUCACCGAGCGUGUCGGGGAAGCCUGCCAUCAGAUCAUCAUCUCGUUGAGUGUCACCCUAAAAGCCAAACCCCAAAUGGAUCCCUCCAUUCAGUACGACGUCUUUGUCUCCUAUUCCCACGCUGACUCAGAGAGGGCCAACCACAUCGUGGCAACGCUCAAACGCCUCAACCCAGACCUGCGACUUUUCUUUGACAUACAGGAGCUAAAAACAGGCAGUGCAUGGCAGCGUACAUUGUAUCACUCCAUCGACGGUACCAGAGUCAUGUUGGCCCUCAUCUCCAACAAGUACCUGGCCUCAGCUGUGUGUCAAGAAGAGUAUAACCUGGCACUGGCUAAGCAUUGCUCACAGUCUGGUUCACUGAAGCUUGUCCCCAUGUGCAUUGAAGACGUCUAUGGGGUCACGGCAGAGUUCACCAAGGUCAAGAUGGUGAAUGCCAAAGGUGGGAACUUCCAGCAGGCAGUAGACACCACUUGCACGGCUGUCGUUGAUUGGCUGGCUGGACAAGAUGCGGCAGCCAAUGGGAAAGAAGUAUUUGGACAGGAUGAGGAUCUGGUAAUAAACACUGAUGCAGUCACCGAGAACUUGCGAAAACUUCAGUUUAAAUAUCAACAUGGAGACAAAAGCUCACUGCUUCGAACGAAAUCAACUUUCCCAACCGCUUUACCAAAGUCUUUGCCAACGCGCCCAAAAUGGGACAAGGGCCAGGAUGAAGCGAGCAAAUGCGACGUGGCAUUCAGCUACGCCGCGGAAGACGAGAAAUACGCAGAGCACCUUGCCGCCGUGCUCUCGCGAGUCAAAGGCGUCGUGGUCAAAACCAAAGCCGCGUCGGACCACGAACGGCUUGCGUUGAUGGACCAGGCGAAGCAUGUUGUGGCGUUCCUGUCCCCGCACUAUGUGGACUGCAUGGAGAAGAGCGAAGAGUUCAACAUCGCCCUCUCUCGCCAGCGUCUCAGCACCAGUCGUAUCCUGUUCCCCGUCCAAGUUCACACGCUGCCUCAGCGGCCGACCUAUUUCCACCUCGUCCCGUUCUGCGUCAACGCUGCGGACAAUCUCUGGCCGGAGCUGUGCUCCGUAUUGAAGGUAGACGUCAGCAUGCACGUGCUGGAGAGAGCGGACAAUAACAUCUCCAAGCCGACCGAGUUGGCCCUCCAUGAAGCAGCCUGCCAGAUUCUCCUGGAAAUACAACGACAAAGGACUAUACCCAAGCCACCAUCGGACGAAGUCAAAGCUUUGCCAACCCUCCUGAAUGUGAAGAAGUUGCAGUCCCAAGUGGACCAUGCUUUCACAACCGACACUGAUGUAGUUGGAGAGUACUUACUCUCAUUGUCACUUAAUGAGGGAGACAGUACAGAUAUGAAGAAGAAUGAAUCGAAGAAGGACCCACCUCCAGAAGCUGCCACUGGCCAGUCAGAACCGGACCAGACCGGUUCAAAGCAGCCCGACACAUGCAUUGACGAACCUGCAUUGACUGGAUCCCAACCAGUCAGUACUGGUUCAAACCAGUCAGGUGAUGUAUCUGAGGAACCAGUUAGGACUGGUUCUGAGGAAUGGGUCAGGACUGGUUCUGUGGAACCGGUUAGGACUAGUUCUGAGGAACCAGUUAGGACUGGUUCUAAACCUGCAGAGGUGCAAGCGGCAUCCAGGCAACUAGAGCACAUGCCGAAAAAGGAGAAUGAGAACAACAGCAGGAAUGAAAAGGAAGAGUGCAGCCAUUCAAAUAUAGUCAGGAUGGAUGGAACACGGAAGAGGACGGGUAGUGCAUCUUGCUCUGUAGUCUGAUGCAUAACCAGGAAUUUGAAAUUCUAACUUUUCCUAUACCCAAGAAUAGGGGUGUAUCAUCUAAGUCUGUGUCCAAAACGGGCUUUCACAGAUACUGCUUCAUCUUUUGUCAGUUUAGUCCCAAGUAGUUUUAAUUGGCGAAGACCUAGACAAUUGACCUGUCGCCGUUUGUGAGUUAGCCACGCCCCUUAGACAACCCUAUGGAAAUGUUGUACACUAAGUUUUGUGUGUCUCAGAUUUUGGGCGUUCUGCGUCCAUUUGUAUAUAUCAUGUAAUUGGACAAUAUUUCACAAGCUGCGUUGAUGUGAUUCUCACGCAAUUCUACUACGAUAGGUCAAUAGCUCUAGACAGGAGAUUUGGAGGCGGCCUAAGCUUUGGAAGCAUGUUUUAUCAGUGUUAUUUACUUCUUUCUGGUAAUGAAUCCAAGGAUUUUUCAAAAGUGCCCCAGGCACUGUGGGUUGAAAACCUGAAAAAAAACUGUAGAGAGGAGACAAUGAGGAGAAAUUACAGAGGUCGGAGAAAAACCCCAGAAGAAUAUUCAGGGGGAACCCAUGGCAGGGACUGAAGACCUAAUCCACAAUCCACAUGUGGACCAGGACAGGAAUCGAACCUUGGCCACAGAGGUCAAAGGUGAGGACACUGACCACUUCGCCAACCCGAUUCCCCUAUGUUAUUUGCUCUUUUAUAAAAAGAUUGAUGCAAUGGAACAUUCCAAAAAGGCUUCACAAAUUAUAAGAAUGUACAUGUAUGUGGGUGAGGGGGGGGGGGGGGGUGUAUCGCCUUAAGAAAAAACUACAAAUCGUGGUUGUUUAUGUAGUGCCUUUCCAUUGUUGGAAACAAUAUAUUUUUAAUGUAAGCCUUGUAUUUUUUCUAAGAGAUUUCUUACUCUGAUGUAAAUAUCGAAUGAAAGUAUAUGUUAGAACUAUUGUUUCUACGUGUAUUUCUUAAAGUAAGGUACAAAUUAACAAUACCUGUGUGGAUACUCACAAGUGACCUUGAUCAUUCACAGUGGUUGUUGAAGUAGUGCCUUUCCGUUGUUGGAAAUUUUUUGUGAAUGUAAACCUUGUAUUUUUUUAAAGAGAUUUCUUACUCUGAUGUAAAAUACUGAAUGAUAUUAUGUAUUAGAACUACACUUAUAUUUCUAAAGUAAGGUAUCUAUUAACAAUACCUGUGUGUAAAUAGUGCCUUUCCCUUCUUGGAUUUUUUUUUUUAAUGUAAGCCUUGUAUUUUUUUUAAAGAGAUUUCUUACUCUGAUGUAAAUACUGAAUGAUAUUAUGUAUUAGAACUACGCUUAUAUUUCUUAAAGUAAGGUAUUUAUUAAUAAUACCAGUGUGGAUACUCACAAGUGACCUUGAUCAUUCACCAUACAUGUCAGCAUUUGCUGGUUCUAAUAAACUUGUACUUCUAUUAAAUUGGGUAUGCAAUAUAUUAUCUCUAUUUUUCCGUAACCGUAUUCAGUUUCGUUGGAAAAAAAUUGUAUUUUCGUUUUGUUGUAUGAAAGUUGAUGUUGGUUUUAGUUGAGUGAAUGGAAAAAUGUGGACACAGAGUUGCAAUCAAGUCAGUCACAAUUUGGGUGAUAAUAUUGUUGACAAGGUUCGGCACCAAGCCGGACCCAAGUUAGAGUGAUAUUUCCUAACGACAUUAGUUUUAUCUAUGCAAGAAUACUGAUACAAAUUUACAAGUUAAAGGGAUGAACACUUAAUGGCUUUGUCACAGUUUGUUGAGUAGCUUGUCACUGGACCUCAAAGAUUUCAUAGCAGAUUUAAUUUCAAAACGUUUGUUUCGCUUUGUGUGUGUGUGAAAUAAAGUGAAGGUUUUACAGUAUGUGACAUUUUUAAACUA
Molecule: messenger RNA, 4929 nt
Organism: Patiria miniata (bat star)
Lineage: Eukaryota; Metazoa; Echinodermata; Asteroidea; Valvatida; Asterinidae
Exons: 13
Coding region: 292-3087 (931 amino acids)
Biological process (GO): signal transduction
Source: RefSeq, a predicted model, not a curated record